This is a messenger RNA of Alternaria postmessia, 1548 nucleotides long. RefSeq lists its product as uncharacterized. The coding region runs from base 1 to 1548 and encodes 515 amino acids. The record is from RefSeq and is a predicted model, not a curated record. NCBI's taxonomy places the organism in Eukaryota, Fungi, Ascomycota, Dothideomycetes, Pleosporales, Pleosporaceae. Gene Ontology annotation, molecular function: transmembrane transporter activity. Gene Ontology annotation, biological process: transmembrane transport. The transcript is spliced from 5 exons.
AUGGAUCGCCACAUGGCCGCACCUCCGGGUACGUCUACUAUCAACGAGUCUGGGCCUUCUCUAGACUCUAAGAUAGACUCGAGCGAACUCAAACGCGAUGGCGACAUUAUUCUGCAGCCACAACCUUCAAGCAGCCCGAAUGACCCGCUCAAUUGGUCACCUAGAAGGAAAGAGUGUAUAAUGAUUCUUCUCGCUUUUAGUUCAGGUGUCACUACAUCCCUUGGACCGAUGGUGACGCCUGCGCUUCCCCUCAUUGCUAUGAAAUACAAGGUCAACAUCGACAUGGUAGCGAGUCUUGUCAUCGGAUUCCUUGCCUUCUGGAUCGGGUUCACUACAUUCUUCACAGCUGCUGGAGCCAAUAUCUGGGGCAAGCGUCCAUUCUUCAUCAUAUCCACCGUGAUCCUUCUUGCAACAAAUGUCUGGGGUUUUUUCACAAGGUCCUUCAUCUCUCUCGCUGUCAUGCGAGUUGUUCAGGGUAUCGCCUCAGCACCUCUCGAGACACUUGUUACCUCCACAGUCUCCGAUAUGUACUUCGUGCACCAACGCGGUACACGUAUCGCAGUCUGGGGCUGUAUGCUGGCUUCUGGCGUUCUUCUUGGACAAACAAUCGCCGGUGCCAUCAUCCAGAACAUCUCUUUCGAAGCGACUUUUGGUAUCUCCGCUUUGAUAUUUAUCCCCAUCUUGUUCGGCAUGUACUUCUUCGUCGUUGAGACCACUUACUAUGGCCCCCGGCCUACCAUGGACAAGCUCGGAGUUGAUGAGAAACACAAGUCUGUUUUCGAGCUCGAAGACGACAGGGAGCCUUAUAGAAGCCAGCUGGCAAUUUUCCGUGGCCGCUUAUCACAAGAGUCGUUCUGGAAGAACGCCUGGAAGCCAGUGCCACUUAUUGCUUUCCCGGCAGUACUCUUCAGUACAAUCGUUUACGGAUCUUACUUUACCUGGCUGCUUACUAUCUCCGUCCUCUCCGUCAAUAUCUUCUCUGCACCACCGUACUCGCUGAACCCGGCACAAGUCGGUCUUACUAACCUGCCUCUCCUUGUCGUCGCACUGAUCGGCUCACCUCUCUCUGGCUGGACAGCCGACGCCCUUGCCAAAUUCAUGGCACGUCGCAAUCACGGCGUUUUCGAACCGGAAUUUCGUCUGACGCUUAUGAUCCCCGCGACCAUCUUCGCUACCAUUGGCUUUCUGGGCUUCGGCAUGAGCGUCUCAGCUGGCUAUCCCAUUGUCUGGCCCUUGGUCUUCAUGUCCAUCCACUCGCUUUCCGUACCGUUCGCCUCAACAGCCAGUCUGACCUAUGUAAUCGAUUGCCAUCCCAAAGACGCGAACCAGGCUUUUGUGACAAUCAAUUUUACAAAAGCAGUGUUUACUUUCAUUGCGACAACAUAUGCUAACGGCAUCAUGGCGAAUAUUGGGCCUCGCGCCGUCUUCGACGGAAUCACCGUUAUCAAUCUGGGGAUCUGCGCGCUUACCAUUCCAGCGUACAUAUUCGGAAAGAGGUUUAGAAGUUUGGUUGCGCGAAGCUCGUUUGGUAAGAAGCUAUCAGGCUAG